UUGGUCAGUUUUAGUUGACUUUCGUCAUGGAGAAUAGUUUUUCUUUACUUUGAAGUUGGUUUGAUGUGAAAAAUAAAAUGGGACAGCAGCUGAAAUAUAAAGGUCGCUUCAUAAAAGAAAAAGUGCUGAAGCACAAAAUGAAACGAAGAGAAUUAGUUAAAAAAAAUGCUGAGCGAAGAGUAACCUCCAAAGAACAAAACUACCCUUGCGAAGGAACUCGCCUUGUAGAUUUGCGACUCUUGGGGAAUAAUUUGAUAUGCCGUGUGUGCAAAAACACCUUAUCUUUGCAAAAUAUUAAAGAAGAGAAAAGAUCAGGGUUGCACUCAGUGUUGAGCAUUCAGUGUAAAUUGUGUUCUUUGGUUACAAAAGUGGAAACAGGAGAAAAACACAAUGUAUCAGAUGAAUCGACUACUUUUGUGAAAGCAAAAGUUCAUAACGAUGUUAAUACAAAUGCCGUAUUAGGUGCUUUCCAUGCUGGUAUAGGACGCACACAACUGAAUAAAAUUUUGGCAUGUUUAAAUGUGCCUAAUAUAACAACAAAAGUGUAUAGGCAAUACGAGCAAGAGGUUGGUCCAGCAAUUGAAGAAACUGCGCGAGAUUCCUGCAAAAAAUCUGCGCGUGAGGAAAGAAAGUUGGUUCUUGAGAGAUUGGAAGAUUUACGUGAAGCAUUGUAAGGUUUUACUUUUUUUAUUAGGGUGGCCACUUUUUUCUAAAAUGAAAUGAAAUCCUUCUUUUGUUACCAAGUUUUUCUAUGAUUUUCAUUUUUUUAAAUAUUUUUUUGUUUUAAUAAAUUAGUCAUUUCUAAAUAGGACAGCUGUGCUGUUAAAAUGUAAAAAAAUUAUUUUUAUUUUUUUAACUUCCUUAACGCGAAGUAAUUGGUAACAUAUUAUUUUAAAAAAUGUCUAAAUUUAUCUCUAAAAGUGUACUGUGGAAACAGAAAUAAGUUUCAUUUUACACUAUAAAAAUUGAAAAAGUUGCAUUUAUUUAAAAAGUCAAAAAAGUAGUACAAUUCGAGACCUGUAAGUCGUGCAAAAUCUAGUUCCAAAUGUUUUUUUUCUAGUUUGCCGUGCAAGUGGUCACUCUAUUUAUUUUUUUGUAAAUCCUAAUUUUUAAUAUUAUAGUAAUCCUAAAAUGAUAUUAGGAUUUCUACUGUUACUGCAAUAAUGAUUCAAGUUUCUUACACUGUAUUUAUCGAAUACAUUGUAUUUUUCGAAUAUUUGUACAUCGUCAUUUACAAAGUUACUAUCAAUUACUGA
This is a messenger RNA of Leptopilina heterotoma, 1256 nucleotides long. RefSeq lists its product as uncharacterized. The coding region runs from base 78 to 674 and encodes 198 amino acids. The record is from RefSeq and is a predicted model, not a curated record. NCBI's taxonomy places the organism in Eukaryota, Metazoa, Arthropoda, Insecta, Hymenoptera, Figitidae. The transcript is spliced from 2 exons.